Molecule: messenger RNA, 3692 nt
Organism: Propithecus coquereli (Coquerel's sifaka)
Lineage: Eukaryota; Metazoa; Chordata; Mammalia; Primates; Indriidae
Gene: TMEM132A
Product: transmembrane protein 132A
Exons: 11
Coding region: 375-3449 (1024 amino acids)
Source: RefSeq, a predicted model, not a curated record
UUUUCCUCCUUGGUCAGGAGCUUCCGAGACGCAGCCAAACAGAACACAUCGUGUCCCUCGGGCAGAGGCGGGCCGUCCCCGGUUGUGGUCUCCUGGGAAGCGCCUUCUUCCCGACCUCAGGCACCCGGGCGCUCUGGUGCUCGGGAUCUGGAGGGCACUAGGACCCGGCGGGGCGGAGGGGCAGCCCAUGUGCUGCGAUUCGCUCCCUCCCAUCCUCUGCUCCCGCUCCAUUGUCUGGGAACUGCAGCCGCGGGCGGGCGGCGGCGGGGACCCAGCCGGCCGGGUCGGGCCGGCGCGGAGCGGGCGCGGGAGAUGCGGGGCCGGAGCGCGGCCACCUGAACCGCCCCGUCUAGUCCCCGCCUUCCGUGGGAAGGAUGUGCGCCCGGAUGGCGGGGCGCGCGGCAGUGCCCCCCCGAGGGCCCUGCGGCCCCUGGCUCUGCCUGCUGGUGGCCCUCGCCCUGGACGUCGUGAGAGUGGACUGUGACCAGGACCCCUUGGACCCUGUCUACCUGCCAGCAGCCUUGGAGCUCCUGGAUGCUCCUGAGCACUUCCGUGUGCAGCAGGUGGGCCGCUACCCACCUGCCAACUCCUCUCUGGGCUCCCGAUCUGAGACUUUUCUGCUCCUGCAGCCCUGGCCCAGGGCCCAGCCACUUCUCCGGGCCUCCUACCCACCUUUUGCCACUCAGCAGGUGGUCCCUCCUCAGGUCACUGAGCCCCACCAACGGCCGGUCCCGUGGGACGUGCGGGCUGUCUCAGUGGAGGCGGCGGUGACUCCAGCGGAGCCCCAUGCCCGGGUCCUCUUCCACCUCAAAGGGCAAGAUUGGCCACCGGGGCCUGGCAGCCUGCCCUGUGCCCGUCUGCACGCCACACACCCUGCAGGCACUGCCCACGGAGCCUGCCGCUUCCAGCCAUCGCUGGGAGCCUGCGUGGUGGAGCUGGAGUUCCCCUCGCACUGGUUCUCGCAGGGCUCCGCCACACGGGCUGAGCUGGCCUACACACUGGAGCCCGCCGCUGAGGGACCUGGGGGCUGUGGCCCCGGAGGGGAGGAGGACCCCGGGGAGCAGGCCCUGCCCGUGGGUGGUGUGGAGCUGCGCCCGGCAGACCCUCCACAGUACCAGGAGGUACCCCUGGAUGAGGCUGUGACUCUGCGGGUGCCCGACGUGCCAGUGCGGCCUGGCCAGCUCUUCAGUGCCACCCUCCUGCUUCGGCACAAUUUCACAGCCAGCCUCUUGACCCUGCGGAUCAAGGUAAAGAAAGGGCUGCACGUGACAGCCGCCCGCCCAGCCCAGCCCACCCUCUGGACUGUCAAGCUGGACCGCUUCAAGGGCUCCAAGCACCACACCACCCUCAUCACCUGCCACCGCGCCGGGCGCACGGGGCCAGACUCCAGUGUCCUCGAACUGUCCGAGUUCCUGUGGGUGGACUUUGUGGUGGAGAAUGGCAUGGGUGGGGCCGUGGCAGUCACUCGCCCCGUCACGUGGCAGCUGGAGUACCCAGGUCAGGCCCCCGAAGCAGAGAAAGACAAAAUGGUGUGGGAAAUCCUGGUGUCAGAGCGGGACAUCAGGGCCCUCAUCCCACUGGCCAAGGCUGAGGAGCUGGUGAAUACGGCACCACUGACUGGAGUGCCCCGGCGUGUCCCCGUGCGCCUUGUCACCGUGGACAGCGGGGGUGCCCUGGUGGAGGUGACAGAGCACAUCGGCUGUGAGUCUGCCAACACACAGGUCCUGCAGGUGUCUGAGGCCUGUGAUGCUGUGUUCGUGGCUGGCAAGGAGAGCCGGGGAGGUCGCGGGGUGCGGGUGGACUUCUGGUGGCGCCGGCUCCGGGCCUCGCUGCGGCUGACCGUGUGGGCCCCGCUGCUGCCCCUGCGCAUUGAGCUGACCGACACCACCCUGGAGCAGGUCCGCGGCUGGAGGGUCCCUGGCCCGGCUGAAGGGCCCGCGGAGCCAGAGGCGGAGGCGGCGGAGGAGGAGCGGCGCGCCCGCGGUUGCCGCCUGCAGUACCAGCGCGCCGGAGUGCGCUUUCUCGCCCCCUUCGCGGCUCACCCGUUGGACGGCGGCCGCCGCCUCACCCACCUGCUCGGCCCCGACUGGCUGCUAGACGUGUCCCACCUCGUGGCACCGCACGCCCAUGUGCUGGACCCGCGUGUAGCCUCGCUGGAGGGCGGCCGCGUCCUGAUGGGCCGGGAGCCGGGUGUCACCUCCAUCGAGGUGCGUUCCCCGCUGUCUGACUCCAUUCUGGGGGAGCAGGCACUGGCUGUGACGGACGACAAAGUCUCGGUGCUGGAACUGCGGGUGCAGCCGGUGAUGGGCAUCUCCUUGGCCCUGAGCCGGGGUACUGCCCACCCUGGGGAGGUCACAGCCACAUGCUGGGCACAGUCAGCCCUUCCCACCCCAAAGCAGGAGGUGGCCCUCUCCCUAUGGCUGUCUUUCUCUGACCACACCCUGGCCCCCGCUGAGCUCUACGACCGUCGUGACCUGGGACUGUCUGUCUCUGCCGAGGAGCCUGGUGCUGUCCUGCCAGGCGAGGAGCAGGGUGCCCAGCUUGGGGUGGUGGUGAGUGGGGCAGGCGCCGAGGGGCUGCCCCUGCACGUGGCUCUGCACCCGCCCGAGCCCUGCCGCCGGGGCCGCCACCGUGUGCCCCUGGCCUCUGGCACUGCCUGGCUGGGGCUGCCUCCUGCCCCCACUCCGGCCCCUGCCCUCCCAUCCAGCCCUGCCCAAAGCCCGCCAGCCACAGAAGCCAGCACAGGUGGUGAGCGGCGGGUGGCAGGCAGUGCGGGGGCCGGCGUGGGUGUGAGGGGCAAGUUUGAGCCUGCUGAGGAGGAGGAGGCCAGGAAGGAGGAGGCAGAAGCCAGGGAGGAGGAAGAGGAGGAAGAGGAGGAGGAGAUGGUCCCCGCCCCUCAGCGUGUCACCGACCUAGAGCUGGGCAUGUACGCCCUGCUGGGAAUCUUCUGUGUAGCCAUCCUCAUCUUCCUGGUCAAUGGGGUGGUCUUCGUGCUGCGGUAUCAGCGCAAAGAGCCUCCCGAUAGUGCCCCCGACCCCGCCUCCCCCCAGCCCCACAACUGGGUCUGGCUGGGCACCGACCAGGAGGAACUGAGCCGCCAGCUGGACCGGCGGUCCCCUGGCCUGCCCAAGGGGGAGGGGGGCUGCCCCUGUGAGAGUGGGGGAGGAGGGGAGGCCCCGACUCAGGCCCCCUGCCCUCCUGGGGGCACCUGCAGCUCCUCGAGCACCCUGGCCCGAAAGGAAGCUGGGGGGCGGCGGAAGCGUGUAGAGUUUGUGACGUUUGCGCCAGCCCCUCCGGCCCAGCUGCCUGAGGAGCCCGUAGGGGGCCCUGCCGUGCAGUCCAUCCUGGUGGCAGGCGAGGAGGAUAUCCGCUGGGUGUGUGAGGACAUGGGGCUGAAGGACCCCGAGGAGCUUCGUAACUACAUGGAGAGGAUCCGGGGCAGCUCCUGACCCUCCCCAGCCCACUUGGCGCAGCAAAUAUGGGGUCCCGGCGAGCUCUAGCCUGCCCUUCCUGCAGGUCCUCCGGUGCUUGUUAUUCAAGUCCCCUGCGUGGUCCUCUGCAAGGCCUCCCACCCAGGCCCCCCGCCCCGCCCCUUGUCAUGGACCAUGGUCAUGAGGAAGGGCUCAUGCCCCUUAUUUAUGGGAACCGUUGCAUUCUAAUGUUGGGUACAGAAUAAACUGAGAAGGAAACCA